UUCUAUAACCUCCCCCUCACUUUCUUCGCUCCAAUCCACAUCCCACAAGCAACUCCGCUCCGCAUCUUCCUCUCUGCCCAAGUAACCCCAGACAGCAUGCUGAGAACUGAGAAUCCUCUGGGUCUCUCCAUCCCAAACCACACACAGUGCCUGCUCUGACUGCUCACUCCUCCACGGAUUCCCCCAAAAUCUCAGCAAAAACAUAACAGAGAAUCGGGGUAAGUCCGGGCUGCCGCAGCCCCGACCCAACAAGCAGACAACUUUUAGCAGUGCGAGGAAAGUUGCAGCUUCUUCAGCAACAUCCAAAGAGGAGGCAGAUUUGGGCGAAAAAAACCAGAUCCCUUUCCUCCAGCUUCAGGGUGGUCCUGCGAGAAUGUGAUAUCUGGCGCUGCGGCCACAGGGGCGACAACAGCGCAACUUUGCACCAAACUUUCUCGUCUCCAGAGGGAAGGAGCGCAAGUGUGCGGGAUCCUGUGCGCAAAAUGAAUUAAAUGUUUGGAACUUUUAUUCCUGUGUGUUCCCCCUUUGCUUCCCUGGAUAUGUCACUGGCGUGAAUCGCUCUGCUAAAGUGGAUUAGAUUAUUGUCCCGCUGCAGGGAAACGAGCGACUUGGACUCAAAAGUGUCUUGGGCGACUGUGGAUCAUCUCUUCCUUCUGGGAGUUAUCCUGUGAAAGCAUCAGAUGCACCACUAACUGAAGAGAUCCAUUCGAAUGGCGUCCCGCCAGUGUCCACCAGCUGCUGUGUUUAACUCCAUGAACCCUCCAGUCAACAGCUAUGUGGAACAUUGCUACCUGAGGUCUCCUAAUGUUAUGGCGGAAGGAAUGAAUGAAAUGCCCUAUUGCCAUCAGACCAACCUUAUGACCAGUCACCAUGGAUUUGGAUUGGCACAAGCCAGCGAUCACUUGGCAGGCACAGAUGUAUCCCGUUUCUCUACACCUCGAAAUACAAUGAAGCUGAGCAAAAAAAGAGCUAUGUCGAUCUCCCCGUUGUCCGAUGCCAGCAUUGAUCUACAAACCAUGAUCAGGACCUCCCCCAAUUCCUUGGUUGCUUUCAUUAAUUCUCGAUGUUCUUCCGCUAGUGGAUCUUAUGGACAUUUGUCUAUAGGAACUAUCAGCCCAUCUCUUGGUUAUCAAAAUUGCCUUAACCAUCAGAGGCCACAAGGGGGAUCUUAUGGAAACAACCCACUCAUGCCUUACAACUCCCAUGACCACAUGUCCAGCAGAGGAGUGGGCAUGCUCCAGCCUCGCAGCUCAAUCAAGCACUGCCAGUUGAAGUCGGAGCCAUUGUCGAGCACUGGCUUGGAUCCGAUUGGGAGCAAAAGAUUAGAGGAUGGGUCAGAAGGAGAUAUAUCUAGUCCUGCUUCAGUUGGAACACAGGACCCACUACUUGGAUUACUGGAUGGGCGUGAUGACUUGGAGAAGGAUGAUGGCAAACAUGAGCCAGAAACAGUGUAUGAAACCAACUGUCACUGGGAAAGCUGUACUAAGGAGUUCGACACGCAGGAACAUCUUGUCCAUCACAUAAACAAUGAGCAUAUUCACGGGGAAAAGAAGGAGUUUGUGUGUCACUGGCAGGACUGUUCACGAGAACUCAGACCCUUUAAGGCGCAAUAUAUGCUGGUGGUCCAUAUGAGGAGGCACACGGGGGAGAAACCCCACAAAUGCACAUUUGAGGGAUGUAACAAAGCUUAUUCACGACUUGAGAACCUGAAGACUCACCUGAGGUCCCACACCGGCGAGAAACCUUAUGUAUGUGAGCAUGAGGGCUGCAACAAGGCCUUCUCUAAUGCCUCCGACAGAGCCAAGCACCAAAAUCGAACUCACUCCAAUGAGAAACCAUAUGUAUGCAAGAUCCCCGGCUGCACCAAGCGCUAUACAGACCCUAGCUCUCUCAGGAAACAUGUUAAAACCGUACAUGGGCCGGAGGCACACAUUACCAAGAAGCACCGUGGGGAUGGGAUGCCUAGGACUCAAUCUGGUCAUGAGGGAUCUGGGAAUCAUACUGUUAAAGGGGAAAAUCAGCUGGAUAUGGAAGCAAGCUCUGCUCGCAAGGAGGAUGGAAGACUUGCUGUUCCAGAUAUUACUUUGAAGUCACAGCCCAGCCCCGGUGGACAGUCAUCUUGUAGCAGUGAAAGGUCCCCUUUGGGAAGCACCAACAAUAAUGAUAGCGGGGUGGAAAUGAAUGCCAACACAGGAGGAAGCUUUGAAGACCUCACCAACCUAGAUGAUAUUCCCUCUGUAGAUUCAAUAGGCACUGCAGGUGCUUCAGCCCUAAGAAAGCUGGAGAAUCUUAGGAUUGACAAACUGAACCAGCUACGUAAAGCCCCAUCCUCAGGAAAGAUGGUCAAACUGCCAUCUAUUCACAACAGUGGCCCUCAGGGUGAUAUGUCAGUUGUGUGCGGACCACUGGGUAUGUCUCACAAUCAACAUGGGAUAGAACUGCCAUCCAGCAGUCAUGUUAAUCAUCUUAAUGACAGGCGGAACAGCACUACAAGCACCAUGAGCUCGGCCUAUACUGUGAGCCGCAGAUCCUCAGUUGUGUCUCCAUACCUUCCCAACCAAAGAGCAGGUGAUUCUGGCAACAUGGUGGAUUCAUAUGAUAUUUCUACAGACCCUUCUGGUCAUUCUAAUGAAGCUGUCUGUGCUAGCGGGCUUCCGGGCCUUACUCCUGCACAGCAGUAUAGAUUGAAGGCAAAAUAUGCUGCAGCAACUGGUGGUCCUCCUCCUACUCCACUACCCAACAUGGAGAGGAUGAAUUCAAAUAAUAGGAUGGCAUUUGCUUCUAGUGAUUAUCGUGGAUCAUCCAUGUCUUCCCUGCUGGCUAAUAACAUUCAUAGAAGACAUAGUAGCAAUGAGUAUCACAACUAUGGAACAGGUAUUAUUCACCCAGCUCAAGCUCCAGGUGCUGGAAUAAGAAGAGCUAGUGACCCUGCACGAACUGGGGGAGAUAUUCAAACAGUGCCAAAAGUGCAACGUUUCAAAAGUAUGACAAAUAUGAAUGUAUCUAUGAUGGGGAGACAAGCUAGUGGUAUUCAGCAAGCAUACGGAGGAUCUGAUGCUAAUUUACAAAGACAUAUGUUUUCUCCACGGCCUCCCAGCAUUAGUGAGAAUGUUUUUAUGGAAACGGCUGGCCCUGAUGGAGUAUGUCAUUCAAAGGACCACAGCAUUAUCCAGCCUAAUGAAAUGCAGCACUAUGUGAACUACCAGGGUCAAGGUUCUCAGCUGGCUGCACCCAGUGACCAUAUGAACUUUAAUCACCAAAUUCAUGGGAUAGAUGGUCAAAGCCAAAAUGUGUAUGGUCAUUCUCAGCGAGCUAUGAGCAACAUGCAUCUAAAUUCGGAAAAUUACUCAAGCCAGAGCAAUGUUCCAACACAAACAAAUUUCAACCAGUGCCAAAUGACUGGUCAGAGCCAGCAUUUUCAGAACACAAGGCAAGCGUACAGCAGUUCUAAUCUGCCUGUACAGUGGAAUGAAGUUAGUUCAGGGACCAUGGACAACCCUGGUCAGAGUCCAAAUCACCAAAUAAUGCAUCAAAAUAUGCCACCAGGAAAUCAUUGCCAGAGUCAAUUCUCAAACUCUGUGGUCCCAGAAACAACAAAACAGGGUUGCCCUGUAAACAGAAGUUCAUGCCAGCAGGGAAUGUAUAUGAAUAAUCAGAAAUAUAACCAUGGGGGUCAGGUGCAGGUUAAGCCUGAACAGCAGUUCCACCAUUCAGCUCCCACUAUGAUGUCCUGUCAAAACAUGAAGCAUCCUUCUAGACAAGAGCAUAAUUUUACUCAGUCAAAUACAAUGCUUUUGUCACCUGAAUCCACAAACUGUGAUUUCCAAGGGCAACAAGACAACACUCAGAACUCCUGCUUCAAUGUUGGCCUUAACCCAAAUCUACUAAGCCCUCAAGGGCGUAGGUCUCAGACACCCAUGAUGCAGGUGAAGGAAAUGAUGGUCAGAAACUAUGUCCAGUCCCAACAAGCACUAAUGUGGGAGCAACAUCCAAAAAGUAUGGCCAUGAUGAACAACAGUGGAGAAGAUGUGGAUACUGGGCAAAACCAGCACAAGAAUACCCCAAAUGCAGCUGUGUAUAUGAGUCCUAAGUAUAUCAAUUAUCAGUGCAAGCCAUCACCAAACAACUUAAUGAGCCCAAGCUCCCAGGACAGCCAAUCAAGUCACACCAAAACAAUGGGAAGCCCAAGCAGUCAGUGUUACAACUAUGACAUGUUGCCCCAUCCUCCCUGUGGCCCCAAACCUUUAAGCAGGCAACACAGUAUAUCAAGUCAGUCAACAUACAUGGGAAGUCCGAAUCAGCACAGUCCAUCUUACCAGCCAUCUGAAACAAGCCCAAGGAGAAUGGCCUGUCUUCCUCCAAUUCAGCCUCAGUCUGAAGUCAGCAAUAACACCAGCAUGAUGUAUUACACAGGUCAAAUGGAAAUGCAUCAUGGUAAAGCAGGGGUCCAUAAACUUGCUACAUCACUAAAUCAAAACCAGACAAGCUGUGAUGGACAACAACACGGCCAGUACAGCUCUAAUCAUAGCUUUCUAAAGACAGACUCUGUGCCAUACACAAGUUCAUGUCCAGGUGCCAAUACAUUAGACAGUCUUGAUCUGGAGAAUACACAGAUUGAUUUUACAGCAAUUAUAGAUGAUGCAGAUAAUACUUUGAUGUCUGGCAAUAUAAGCCCGAAUGGACUAGCAGGAACUUCUCCGGGUUCCUCACACUUGACCACACUGAGAAACACAGGAGCUGUUGUUCCAAACAUGGUGGUGGGUGACUUGAACUCAAUGUUAACUUCUCUGACUGGAGAAAAUAAGUACCUAAACACAAUCUCCUGAGCAAUCUAGAACCAGCCUGCAAACGUAUAUAUAUGACAACUGCCCUCGAUCAGACUGAUCAUCUAUGGCGCAGAGCUCACUCACUUAUUUUAUUCGUUCUUAAAAACGUUGGACAAUUAGUAGACACUGUGCUUGGCAAGAAAGCAAAUGUUGGGUUUUGCUGGCACAGAAAUGCACACUUCCAUUUACUCUGUCACUUUUUUUUUAAUCAUAAUGUUGACUCUUUUUCACAAGACAAAUUUUGCACAUUUUAUAAUUUUGAACCUGGAAAAGAGUACCUGCUUGGUUAACUUCACUUAAAGUGGUUGUAAGCCCAAAAUGUAGCCUAAUCAUUUGUACCUAUGGGUUUACCUCACAUUUAAUGAUAGACAAACAGGAAGAGUGCAUUUUGUACAUCUGAAAACUAUAGCAAUGCAGUUUGAUAGUUGUAUUAAAGUGCCAUAAGGUUUCAUUAAAGCAGAGGUUUUUACCUUUCUUGGAUUCUAGUUAGCCAUGUGAUCCACUAUUUGGUUAGACUUUUCCUCCAAUGUUCUUAAGGUUACAGAAUAUACAGCCAAGAGAUCCCUGGACAGCAAAUUAGCAUUGCUUUGGACCCCAGAGUUAGUAAACCUUAAACCAUUAUCUUAGCAGAAAAAGCACAUUUAACUGGUUUGGGGACUUUUUCCUAAAAGAAAACACAUGGGAAAACUGUACAUCUACCUCCAAAAUAUGCUUUGUAAACAUAUCCAGAGAUACAUCUGCUUUAUUACAAGUAUGUUAAAUUAGGUUUCAGUGAAUUGCAUGUUCCUGGUUUUUCUUAUUAAACAAUAUGGCAAAAGUAUGUACCAUCUGACCUAGACUAAAGGUGAUAUUGCUCCUCUGAGCACUUUGUAAUUUACAAAUAAUUUUUCUAGUAGAUUUUAUCUCCAUCUUUUGCCAUUCAGCAAAACCUUAACUUACUGCUGCAGUUAGCAUCUUCCGAUGCUUACCUGCUCUCUCUUAUUGUAAAACUCUAAGGGAGUCCAAAGUGAUAAGUACUCACUGUGACAGCACAAAGAAAUCGCGAUUGAGCGUUUCUCCCAUUACUAUCCCAGACAGUUUUGUAAUAAAAAUACCAAAGAGUGCAUUUUGUCAUAAAAAAAAUUACAUUUUAGUUUAUAUAACAUAGUUUGAGAAAAAUAAAGUAUAUAAUGUAGAAUAUAUAACUGGUUCUCACUUUGGAAAUAGACUAUAUUUCUGCAUCACAAGAAAAGGAAGUUUAUGUAAAAAGCAAAUGUUUAUUUUUGAACAGUUAAAGUUUGUAAAUCCCAUUGCCUGUUUUGUACAGCAUGUAUUUUUAUAUCUGUAAAUUCAUUUUGCUAUCCUUUUUCCAUACAAGAAUAAAAAAAUGUUUUUCCUA
Xenopus tropicalis (tropical clawed frog) is the source of this 6204-nucleotide messenger RNA. It is a transcript of the gene gli1, whose product is annotated as GLI family zinc finger 1. The coding region runs from base 711 to 4826 and encodes 1371 amino acids. Gene Ontology annotation, molecular function: RNA polymerase II transcription regulatory region sequence-specific DNA binding; DNA-binding transcription factor activity, RNA polymerase II-specific; DNA-binding transcription activator activity, RNA polymerase II-specific. Gene Ontology annotation, cellular component: nucleus; Hedgehog signaling complex; chromatin. Gene Ontology annotation, biological process: positive regulation of transcription by RNA polymerase II; smoothened signaling pathway. The transcript has 12 exons. The record is from RefSeq and is a predicted model, not a curated record. NCBI's taxonomy places the organism in Eukaryota, Metazoa, Chordata, Amphibia, Anura, Pipidae.